Messenger RNA from Haemorhous mexicanus (house finch), 4023 nucleotides. RefSeq names its product solute carrier family 12 member 3 (gene SLC12A3). Gene Ontology annotation, molecular function: sodium:potassium:chloride symporter activity. Gene Ontology annotation, cellular component: membrane. Gene Ontology annotation, biological process: chloride ion homeostasis; chloride transmembrane transport; sodium ion homeostasis. NCBI's taxonomy places the organism in Eukaryota, Metazoa, Chordata, Aves, Passeriformes, Fringillidae. The record is from RefSeq and is a predicted model, not a curated record.
UCCAGGCCCAGGACAAGCACAGACAGACUUGCACUACUUUGUGCACCCUGUCUUCUCCAGCAGCCUGGAAUCUCAGUUCCAGCAGGAGCAUCCCUCAGAUCCCUUGAUGUCACACUCCCCCCUCCCCCCGGUUUCUCUGUGAGAUAAAGGCGCUGUUCCCCUCCCUACAUCCGGCCCAGCUCAAUGCCACAGGCAGCAUCCUGGAGACCAGCCAGGAUGAUUUACGAGAUCUGACGGGUCUAGGGCAGUAUCCCAGGGAAGGGUGAGGGUGCGUGGGAGUCUUGCUCCCUUUUUCCAUAAUAAAUCCCUGUGAACUGAAUGUUCCUGGGUUGGGGCCCCAGGCAAACUCAGCGCUGCAUUUCUCUGCUGAUCUGUCCUUGGGACUUAAUCUCAAAUCCGUUAUCGCUGCCCCCAUCGAGCGCUGGGAGGCAGUGAUGCCCAUUAUGGUGGUUUUGGUAUCCCUUCCAGCUAUUUUUUUCCCCCUGACCAGCUCGGGGUGGUUCAAGCUGAUUCCUUUCCUCUAUUAGCAUCAGUGGUGGGUGUGUGCCGGUCACCUCGCUCCGGUUUUGCAGGGUAUAAAGCCAGCAAGCCCCUCUCCACCCUGUCCCCCACCUGGCAGGCUCCUGGGCAGGGGCAAUGGCCGAGCUGCCCAUCCCAGAUCUGCCCCCAGCCCGCUGCAGCGGCCGCUUCACCAUCAGCACCCUGCUGGGCAUGGAGGAGGGGGGCCGGGGUCCCUACACACCCACUGAGGGGUCCAGCUGCGACAGCGUCCAGCCCACCCACCUGUCCAGCAGCACCCUCUGCACCAGGACCUUCGGCUACAACACGGUGGAUGUGGUGCCAGCCUACGAGCACUAUGCCAACAGCAAGGGGGUGGGCGACCUCAGGAAGGGCAGGCCCUCGCUGGCUGACCUGCACUCCAUCCUCAAGGUAACAGAGGGCUUGGCUGUACCCAUAGCAUCUCUGGCAUCCCCUGGCCAUGCUUCUGCUCCCUGUGAAGUGUCUGCGGUGGGUCACUUUGUCUCCUGCCUCUUGGUGCCAUUACUGGUGCUGUGCCAGCUGCACAUCCCCAAGGAAGCCCUGAGAGAAACCAGAGAAUCUAGCUGUUUCCAGCUGUGUGUUCAGCCAGAGCAUUUUCUCCAGGGACAGCUGCCUGAAUCCACCCUCACCUGCCUUCCCCUCGUCCCACAGCCUGACCCGAGCCGCCUUCGCCUGCCAGUGUCUGACCUGCAGCACAGCAAUGGCCUGCCAGAGGCCGGGCCGGAGGCUGGACUGGAGGAGGCAGAAGGGGAGCCAGGCAGAGACUCCGUGCCAGAACCUGUCCGCUUUGGAUGGGUGAAGGGCGUCAUGAUCCGCUGCAUGCUGAAUAUUUGGGGAGUUAUCCUCUACUUGCGCUUGCCCUGGAUCACCGCCCAGGCAGGAAUCGCCCUGACAUGGCUCAUCAUCCUCAUGUCUGUGACAGUGACCACCAUAACCGGCUUGUCCAUCUCUGCCAUAUCCACCAAUGGCAAAGUGAAGUCAGGAGGCACCUACUUCCUUAUCUCGCGGAGCCUCGGGCCGGAGCUGGGCGGCUCCAUCGGACUGAUCUUCGCCUUUGCGAACGCCGUGGCCGUGGCCAUGCACACAGUGGGCUUUGCUGAAACUGUCCGGGACCUGCUGCAGGAGCACAAUUCCCUCAUCGUGGACCCCACCAAUGACAUCCGAAUCAUUGGGGUCAUCACUGUGACGGUGCUGCUGGGCAUCUCUCUGGCUGGCAUGGAAUGGGAGGCCAAGGCACAGAUACUGUUCUUCCUGGUCAUCCUGGUUUCCUUCAUUAACUACCUGGUGGGGACAGUGAUCCCAGCCACUGCUGAGAAGCAAGCAAAGGGCUUCUUCAGCUACCGAGCCGAUAUCUUUGCUCAGAACUUUGUGCCCAACUGGCGUGGACCUGAGGGCUCCUUCUUUGGCUUGUUUUCCAUUUUCUUCCCAUCCGCAACCGGCAUCCUGGCUGGGGCAAACAUUUCAGGUGACCUGAAGGAUCCUGCCGUGGCCAUCCCCAAGGGCACCUUGAUGGCCAUCUUCUGGACCACUAUGUCCUACCUGGUGCUUUCCGCUACCAUUGGUGCCUGUGUGGUCCGAGAUGCCUCAGGCAGCCUGAACGACAGCGUGGCCGUGGGCUCGCCGGGCUGUGAGGGACUGCCCUGCAGCUUUGGCUGGAACUUCACUGCCUGCACCCAACAGCAGAGCUGCCGAUAUGGGCUCAGCAACUACUACCAGAGCAUGAGCAUGGUGUCUGGAUUUGGCCCCCUCAUUACAGCAGGAAUCUUUGGCGCUACCCUCUCCUCAGCAUUGGCUUGCCUUGUCUCAGCCCCCAAAGUCUUCCAGUGUCUCUGCAAGGACCAGCUCUAUCCUCUCAUUGGCUUCUUCGGGAAGGGCUAUGGGAGGAACAGCGAGCCCAUCCGUGGCUACAUGCUCACCUAUGUCAUUGCCAUUGGCUUUAUCCUCAUCGCCGAGCUCAAUGCCAUCGCCCCCAUCAUCUCCAACUUCUUCCUCUGCUCCUAUGCCCUCAUCAAUUUCAGCUGCUUCCACGCCUCCAUCACCAACUCCCCAGGCUGGCGACCCUCCUUUCGGUAUUACAGCAAGUGGACUGCUCUCUUUGGAGCGGCUGUCUCAGUGGUGAUCAUGUUCCUGCUGACCUGGUGGGCAGCCCUCAUUGCCUUCGGCAUCGUCAUCUUCCUCCUGGGAUAUGUCCUCUACAAAAAGCCAGAUGUCAACUGGGGCUCCUCCAUGCAAGCCAGCUCCUACAACAUGGCCCUCAACUACUCAGUGGGGCUGAGUGAAGUGGAUGAGCACAUCAAGAACUACAGACCGCAGUGCCUGGUGCUGACUGGCCCCCCCAACUUCCGCCCGGCACUGGUGGAUUUUGUGGGGACCUUCACCAAGAACCUCAGCCUGAUGCUCUGUGGCAACGUGCUGAUUGGCCCACGGAAGCAGAAGAUGCCAGAGUCCCGGCUGAUGGCAGAUGGCCACACUAAGUGGCUAAUGAAGAGGAAGAUCAAGGCUUUCUACACAGAUGUGGUGGCUGAGGAUUUGAGAAGUGGCGUCCAAAUGCUGAUCCAGGCUGCUGGCCUCGGGAAGAUGAGACCUAACAUCUUAGUGCUGGGCUACAAGAGGAACUGGCGGACGGCAUCCCCACAGAGCCUGGAGGACUACGUGGGCAUCCUGCACGACGCGUUCGAUUUCAAGUACGGCGUGUGCUUGAUGCGGAUGAAGGAAGGGCUGAAUGUUUCCCGAGUGCUGCAGGCACAUGUUAACCCCACGUUCGAGGAAGCAGAGCACCCCAAGAAUGGCACUGGCAGCAGAGCAGCCCCAGGCACAGUGGACCCCGCCGCCUUGGCCAGUGAGCAGCAGGCAAGCACCAUCUUCCAGAGCAAGCAGGGCAAGAAGACCAUUGACAUUUACUGGCUCUUUGAUGAUGGAGGUCUCACGCUGCUCAUCCCCUACCUCCUGGGGCGCAAGAAGCGGUGGGCAAAGUGCAAAAUCCGGGUGUUUGUCGGUGGGCAGAUCAACAGGAUGGAUGAGGAGAGGAAGGCGAUUGUCUCUCUACUGAGCAAGUUCCGCCUUGGCUUCCAUGAGGUCCACAUCCUCCCUGACAUCAACCAGAAACCCCGGCCAGAGCACAUCAAGAGAUUUGAUGAGCUCAUCGCUCCCUUCAGGCUGAACGAUGGCUUCAAAGACGAGGCCACAGUGAAUGAGAUGAGACAGGGCUGUCCCUGGAAGAUUUCUGAUGAGGAGGUCGAUAAAAACAGAGCCAAGUCACUCCGACAAGUGAGGCUGAACGAGAUUUUGCUGGAUUACUCGCGGGAUGCAGCACUCAUAGCCAUCACCCCGCCCAUCGGUAGGAAGGGCCGCUGCCCCAGCUCCCUCUACAUGGCCUGGCUUGAGACCCUCUCUCAGGACCUGAGACCCCCCAUCAUCCUCACCCGAGGAAACCAAGAGAACGUGUUGACCUUUUACUGCCAAUAAAACCUCCUGGAUUCCUGA